AUGCCCGCCCAUCCGCCACGUCACUGGAAGGAGGUAGUCGCCGACAAGCUCAGCGCCGACAAUGCCAAAAUACCCGAGCAAUGGAGGCUUAGCGCCGACGUGAUUGCGGCCGCCAAAAAUCGGAGGCAGAUCGCUGGCGACUUCAUCGAAGACCUCUUAGACAGCGAAACUCUCCACAUCACCUCCGCUGACGGGCCUGAUCUUCUCGCCGCCAUGGCAAACGGCUCGCUCACCGCCGUUCAAGUUGUCACCGCGUACAGCAAGCGUGCCGCAUAUGCCCAUCAGCUCAGCAAUCUUCUUCUCGAGAUUGGAUUUGAUAACGCCCUAGUGCGCGCAAAGGAGCUGGACGAUUACUUCAAGACGAAUAAUAAGCUCAUCGGGCCCCUCCACGGCCUUCCCGUCACUCUCAAGGACCAGUUUCACAUCAAGGGCCUUGGGACGUCCAUGGGCUUUGUCGGCUGGAUCGACACGUUCGAGGGCAAGAAGGGCACGGGGAAUGAGAAGAUCUUUGAGAGCCAAGUCGUCCAGGAACUCUGGAGCCUCGGCGCAAUCCCCAUCGGCAAGGCUCCUGAGACCAACAAUAACAUCCUCGGAUAUACCUGGAACCCCUACAACCAGCGGCUCUCGAGCGGUGGCUCGUCGGGAGGGGAGGGCGUCAUGCAGGCGCUGAGAGGAAGCGCGUUUGGCCUCGGAACGGACGUCGGAGGCUCUGUCUCCAUGCCGGCAUCGUUCCAAGGCCUCUUCAGCCUCAAGCCCUCCAGUGGCCGCAUAUCAUUCAGAGGUGUGGCCAACACGGGACCAGGACAGCAGGUGAUGCCGACUACUGUAGGCAUCAUGGGCCGCUCUGUGGCCGUGCUGAAGCUGGUUUUCAAGUCGCUGUUGUCUACAGAGCCGUGGCUCCGUGACCCCAACACGCUGCCUACUCCCUGGAGAAUGGAGAAGGAGUAUGAUGCAGAAAGAGAGCCUGGUUACAAGCCCGCAUUUGGGUUCAUGCCCCACGAUGGCGUCGUUACCCCACAUCCCCCGAUUUCCCGUGCCCUAGGCAUUGUCAAGAAAGCGCUGGAGAAUUCGGGGUACCAGCUUUUCGACUGGGUGCCUCCAUCAAACAACGAAUCUGCGGAAAUCCAUGGCCCUAUUGCGCGAGGCGAUGGCUGCCCUGACGCCUACGAGGCUAUCCAGUUGUCGGGGGAGCCGAUUGUCCCCGAGAUCGCCAACAUGUUCCCAGGGGGCAAGUUGCGCCAGCCAAUGCCCCUUCCGGAGUACGAGCAGGUAGUUGUUCACAUGCACGACUACAGAAAUCGAUAUAACGAUUACUGGAUGGCAUCUGCUCAGAGAACGGGCACUGGCCGGCCAGUCGAGGCAGUCAUCUCGCCUGUAACGCCAUAUGCCGCUAUACUACCGGGAAAGUUCAAGUACUCCCAGUACACGAGCUCUCUCAACGUCCUCGACUUGCCCAGCGUUGUGAUCCCGGUGACCUUUGCGAACAAGGCGGUCGAUAAGGUCGGCCCUGAUUACACCCCGCUGACGGAAAAGGACAGGCUCAAUAUGGAUUUAUAUGACGCAGAAGCACACGACGGUGCCCCCGCUGCAGUGCAGCUAUUCGGACGCCGGUGGGAAGAGGAGAGAUUGCUCUCCAUGGCACAGCUAAUUGCUGAGGCUGUAGAGAGGUACACCCGGACAUACGGCGAGGAGCUGUGA
Molecule: messenger RNA, 1698 nt
Organism: Thermothielavioides terrestris NRRL 8126
Lineage: Eukaryota; Fungi; Ascomycota; Sordariomycetes; Sordariales; Chaetomiaceae
Exons: 9
Coding region: 1-1698 (565 amino acids)
Source: RefSeq, a predicted model, not a curated record